GAACAUACCACAAACCAAGAGAUCCAGGGAGCCUCCACAUGUUCAUGAUGGAAAAGAAACUCCUGUUGUGCCUUGUGCUUCUCGCCAUACCAGUGGCGACAGCGCAAGACUGCGCUGCUGGAUACCAGGAGAUUGACGGAAGUUGCUACUACUUCUCCAAAGUGGCCAAAAACUCCCGCCAGGCCAUAGCCACGUGCGAGGCCUCGGGGGGCGAACUGCUCGAAGUUGACGACGACGCUACGAGGGCCAUCAUCGACAACUAUGCCUCGCGUUGCGUGUACUGGAUCAGCGCUGAAUCGGCACUAGUUGACUACUGGCAGAGUGCAGAUAAGGAAUUCAAGUUUAUUUGCAAAGCAUCUACAAGUGAGGAACCUACACGUGAAACACCUACACGCGAAACACCUACACGUGAAACACCAGGUGAAACACCUACACGUGAAACACCACAUGAAACACCUUCAGAGGAAACACCACGUGAAACACCUUCGCCUGAAGAUGAUGAAGCUAUAGCCUGGCCACCGUUUAGAAACUUGAAAAACAAUUAUCCCGAUUCUACCCUCAGCGGGGAUGAUAUCGUAGAACAGGAGGGUUUGGAUGCCUGGCUGAAGGGCAAGGUAGACAACUCCUGUGCUAUACGUGCUAGCUAUGCCAUCACUAAAAGUGGAAUGACAAUGGAGGUGCCAGAUGAAUGCAGAGAAAACUGGGCUGGAGUGAGGGACAGGAACAGGAAUCCAUACUUCAUUCGUGUUGCAACUAUGUGCUGCUACCUGCAGGAGACCAUAGGUGACCCAGCCAUCACUGGAAAGAAUCAGGCGGACUAUGCGGGCCACCAGGGAAUCAUUGUAUUCAAGGACUGUGACUUCGAGACUGCUACCGGACAUGUGGACCUGUGGGAUGGUGCAGAUUGCUGUGGUCAAUGCUACUUUGAUAAGUGCGAUGACAUCAGGCUUUACAAAUGUGAAGAAGAUACAGAUGAAACAUCUACAAACGAAACACCUACAGAGGAAGAUGCUGAAGAUGAUGACGCUAUAGCCUGGCCACCGUUUAGAAACUUGAAAAACAAUUAUCCCGAUUCUACCCUCAGCGGGGAUGAUAUCGUAGAACAGGAGGGUUUGGAUGCCUGGCUGAAGGGCAAGGUAGACAACUCCUGUGCUAUACGUGCUAGCUAUGCCAUCACUAAAAGUGGAAUGACAAUGGAGGUGCCAGAUGAAUGCAGAGAAAACUGGGCUGGAGUGAGGGACAGGAACAGGAAUCCAUACUUCAUUCGUGUUGCAACUAUGUGCUGCUACCUGCAGGAGACCAUAGGUGACCCAGCCAUCACUGGAAAGAAUCAGGCGGACUAUGCGGGCCACCAGGGAAUCAUUGUAUUCAAGGACUGUGACUUCGAGACUGCUACCGGACAUGUGGACCUGUGGGAUGGUGCAGAUUGCUGUGGUCAAUGCUACUUUGAUAAGUGCGAUGACAUCAGGCUUUACAAAUGUGAAGAAGAUACAGAUGAAACAUCUACAAACGAAACACCUACAGAGGAAGAUGCUGAAGUUGAUGGCGCUAUAGAAUGGCCAGCCUUUAGAGACUUGAAAGGCAAUUAUCCCCCUCCUGCCCUCACUUGGGAUAAUAUCGUAGAUCGGGAGGGUUUGGAUGCCUGGCUGAAAAAUCUGGCAAACAAAAACACUUGUGCAAUGCGUGUCAGCUACGCCAUUACUAAGAGUGGAAUGACAAUGGAGGUGCCAGAUGAAUGCAGAGAAAACUGGGCUGGAGUGAGGGACAGGAACAGGAAUCCAUACUUCAUCCGUGUUGCAACUAUGUGCUGCUACCUGCAGGAGACCAUAGGUGCCCCAGCCAUCACUGGAAAGAAUCAGGCGGACUAUGCGGGCCACCAGGGAAUCAUUGUAUUCAAGGACUGUGACUUCGAGACUGCUACCGGACAUGUGGACCUGUGGGAUGGUGCAGAUUGCUGUGGUCAAUGCUACUUUGAUAAGUGCAAGGACAUCAGUCUUUACAAAUGUGAAUAGUUGAUGAGUGGGAGAAUAUCCCACCAGAUUGCAACAAAAACGGGUCACAGUUAUGAAAGAAGCAAAGUACAGUAAUACUUUUAUUUGUCUUUGGCACCAGAUAUGAAGGUCCCUUCGAAACUGCAAUGAAAUCCCAGUUACAAAUUGAAUGUAAAUGUACAUUGCACAUGGUCUGGAUGAAAUGCAUAUCAAAUACAAAACUUCACUUACAUCUUUAAUGGUCAUAUUGUUAUAGAUUUUGGGUAAGCUCACCCUUCCUUACAAUUUGUUCCGCUUGGUUUUAUUUUGAUGGCACACAUAAUAUAUCAAUACACUAAAUUAACACUGAGUAUUACUAAGUAACUAACUUAAAAUUAUUUUACUAAAAAUGGCAGUCAAAACAACACAAUUCAUUGCACUGAUCAGUUCCCAACCAAUCUAUGACAACAUGCUUUAUGAUUGACAGAUGAAACUCCUUUUUGGAAAGAGUAACAGACCACAUUUUGAAAAAUGAAAUGCAAGUCAAAUUUAUAAUAAAAUUAUGAUCCAUUCAUCAGGUCUGAACUUUUAUUGACCAUUGAUCCCCAAAUUUGAUGGUUCAAGAAAACCAAAUUUAAACGUAUUUGAAAUAAAAAAUCAUCACAUAUAAAUGUUCAUCCCAUCAUUUUGGCAUGACAUCAAGGGUUAAGUCUAUUUCUGAGCCAAACGGUUCAUGCUAUGCAAGCUGCUUAUUACUGCUGAAACAUAUGAUAUAGAUAAGUUAAUUAAUGCCAAACACUGGUCAUUUCAGGUCAAAGAAGUACUUUUCCAGAGUACUGUGGCUAACAGCCGUAUAAAUGUAAAGAAAACAUGUCUGUACAUGUACAUCAUUCUAAAAUUGAAGACGGCAUAAUUCUUUAUAUCAUGUUUCCUAAAACUUAAAUUUGACCAUAACCAAAAAUUAAUGUAUGUUUAAUGUUUUACAAGCUUUAUGAUUUAAAAUGACCAAAUCAUUAGUUCACAUUUUAUCUAAUAUAAUACAAUGCAUGCAAUAAUUAAAAAUUAGUAAUUCUUGCAUAUUCAGACUACAUAAGGCAUAUUAUAACAGUAAAAUCAUAGCAUUAUAUUAAUGUUAUAUCAGUGCUUGUCUGUGAAACACGGAACAUUGAAGUGAGAUUUGCCAUUAUUUUUGAAUGAUCAAAAAAGUAGAAAGGAAACUUACAUUUUGUCAGAUAACUAUAUGGAUUCAAAACUGUACUGCCUUAUAAAUUGUAAUGUAAAAUUAUGUAAACCAUACAUGGACAUGGCACUUGUUAAUUCAAUGAUUCAAUACACUGACUUAUAAGAAAUUACUUUAAUCAAGGAGGUUGAAACCUCCUUGCUUUGAUAGUUGACCAGUUACAAAGUGUCUCCUUGAUUGGAAUGACCUGAUUUACUUGACACAAUGCAUUGCAAAACAACAAGAUGUAAAAGAAAGCUAUAAAUCAAAGAUGACAGAGACACAUGUAGAAUACUUAAACAUUUUAUGGUGUAUAGAAAUGACUUAAGGUAAUGGGUUAUGGAAACCAUAAGUUAACUAAGCUACACCUUGUCCAUGCCACAUUACAGAGGUUGUGGUGUUUAGAGCAUCUUUGUUGUUUUUCAAUCAACAUUGGAUGGGUGAAAAUCAGUGGAUUAGAAGUUGUCAACAUCGAGUGUAUGAUGCAUAAUGAGGUUUUAUGAAAAUUAUUUUUCAGAACAACAAAACAAUGAGGAAGAGAUGUAACAGUAAAACACCAUCCUGGAGUAAUAUACAUGGACAUGAUUUUUCAAGAGAAAUUCUAAUAAUUUUGACAUUAAGUCAAUAGGGGUGAAAUAAGUAAUUUCAGUACGAAUGGGUGAUCGCUUAUCGAAUGAUUUAACAAUUAUGGAUAUACUUUUGUUUUGCUUCUAAUUGCUGGGAAUGCGGUUCUGUUCUGAAUAAAA
This is a messenger RNA of Branchiostoma floridae (Florida lancelet), 3935 nucleotides long. RefSeq lists its product as uncharacterized. The record is from RefSeq and is a predicted model, not a curated record. The transcript is spliced from 14 exons. NCBI's taxonomy places the organism in Eukaryota, Metazoa, Chordata, Leptocardii, Amphioxiformes, Branchiostomatidae. The coding region runs from base 39 to 2012 and encodes 657 amino acids.